Dissoconium aciculare CBS 342.82 is the source of this 1893-nucleotide messenger RNA. RefSeq names its product Krr1-domain-containing protein. NCBI's taxonomy places the organism in Eukaryota, Fungi, Ascomycota, Dothideomycetes, Mycosphaerellales, Dissoconiaceae. Gene Ontology annotation, biological process: endonucleolytic cleavage in ITS1 to separate SSU-rRNA from 5.8S rRNA and LSU-rRNA from tricistronic rRNA transcript (SSU-rRNA, 5.8S rRNA, LSU-rRNA). The coding region runs from base 1 to 1893 and encodes 630 amino acids. The record is from RefSeq and is a predicted model, not a curated record. The transcript has 2 exons. Gene Ontology annotation, cellular component: 90S preribosome; nucleolus.
AUGGCUGGGCCUGCAGGUAGCGAUCCUGCCAAAUAUAAGCGCACGAAAUUGUUGGCAGACGACAGCGAUGACGAGGUACAGCUAGACACGGCUGCCGCCAGCUUCAAAGUCAAUGAAGACUAUGCGAAGCGCUUCGAGUACAACAAGAAGCGCGAGGAGAAGGCGCGCUUGGAGGAGAAGUAUGGCGCACUACCUUCGAGUAAGCGGAAACGACUGGGAGAUGAGGGCAGUGACGACGAGGACGACUCGACCGACGAAUCCGAAGACGACGACGCCGAACUGGUGACAGAGGACCUCGACGAAGAAAUCUUCGCGACAUUGAAUGCCAUCAAGAGCAAGGAUCCUCGAGUGUAUGACAAGAACACGACGUUCUUCUCCGAAUUCGAUCCCGAGACUGCCGGGGGCAACGAAAAGAAGAAGACCGAAAAGCCAUUGUAUUUGCAGGACUACCACCGAGAAAAUCUUCUAGCUGGUCAGAAUGGUCUCGACGGUGAAGAGGAGAAGGAUGUACCGCGGACAUACCAGCAGGAGCAGGAGCAGCUCAAGCGUGAGCUAUCUCGGCAUGAAGACCUUCCAGCAUUACCCAAGAAGAAAGUGAAGAUUACCGACGCGGACAUCAAGGAUGCAGACAAAGAUCCUGAAAAUUACCUUUCCAAUUUCAUGGCAGCAAGAGCGUGGCUUCCUGGCGAAGGAUCUGGCUUUCAAGCGAUGGAGUCAGAUGACAGCGAAGAUGAUGCAAGGGCCGACGCAUUCGAAGAGGCAUACAAUCUCAGGUUCGAAGACCCGCAAGCAUCGAAUGAGAAGCUCAAAUCCUUCGCUCGAGACGUAGGCAAAUACGGUGCGCGACGAGAAGAAAAGACCGGACGACAGCUCGCCCGUGAGCGGGAAAAGGCCCUCAAGGAUGCGGCGAAACGACAGCGGGAGGAGGAUCUGGCGCGGUUACGGAAACUCAAGAUUGAGGAAGCCGAAGAGAAGCUCCAGCGCAUCAAAGACGCUGCUGGCCUACGUGCCAAAGCGCUUGACGUGGAUCAAUGGCGAGACAUGCUGGAAGGUGACUUUGAUGACGAUCAAUGGGAGGAGGAAAUGAACCGCCGGUUUGGCGAAGAUUACUAUGCCGAACCCGACGAAGAGCCGGGCUCAGACAACGAAGAUGGCGGAGUGCCCGUUUCAACGAAGAGGAAGAAGCCGAAGUGGGACGACGACAUUGGAAUCGAUGAUCUCAUCCCCGACUUCGACGCCAGCGCGGUUCCCAAAAUCACUCUCUCCGACGAGGACAAUGAUGACGAGGACGAUAACGAAGACGAAGGAGGAGAAGAAGAAGAAGGAGAAGGAGCAGAAUCAGCCGAAGAACCCCAAACCCAAAAAUCGGCCAAGGACAAGAAGAAGCAAUCCUCCUCUGACGCCAAACGCGCCGCCCGCAAAGAACGCCGGCAAAUCGAAGAGAUCAUCGACUCCACCCUGCCCAUCAACCACCCGACCCUCGCGCCCAGCGCCUCGGGCAGCAAAGUGCCCGUCACGGGCUUCCGGUACCGGGCGACGUCGCCGACGUCCUUCGGGCUCAGCGCGCGGGACAUCCUCUUCGCGGACGACACGGCGCUGAACUCCUACGCGGGCCUGAAGAAGAUGGCGGCCUUCCGCGACGCCGAGAAGAAGCGGCGCGACAAGAAGAAGUUCUCCAAGAAGGCCCGGCUGAAGCAGUGGCGGCGGGAGACCUUCGGGGACGUCGAGCCGCCCACCGGCGGCUUCGAGCGCGUCCUCGGGGCGAGCGCCGCCGAGAAGGGGGCCCCCUCUUCGCGGAGGGGAGGGGACGGGAAGACGGAUCCCGCUGCUGCGACGGCGACUGCGACGGAAGGGAAGAGGAAGAAGCGGAAGCACAAAAAGGCCAAGGCGUGA